UAAUAGCCAUCAGGCAAAAUAACGGCAGUACAUUCCUCCCUUUAUUUCAGUCCUUUUAAACCAGACUUGGAUAGAAUAUUUUCCCCUUUCUCUUUCUUUCUUUUUUUUUUUGAUGUCCAUAACUCAUACAACCACUGUAAGUGCACACGCAGCACAUGCAUUAUCAGAAAUAAAUAGGGAAUCAUCUACAUCAUUUUCAUCUUCCGCCGAUAGAACAACUGCUGUGGAAGAUCAGUAUUCAAUACGGCUCGAAACUUAUCCACCAAGCUAUAAAGAAUCAAUCAAAAAUCACAACGCACUUUUGAUUAAUGGACAGGAAGAAUCGAACAAAAACAUUGAGACAAUGUCAAAACAAAAAAGAAGAUGGCUUGUAUUUAGAAGGACUGCAUAUAUUAUCAUUAUGAAUGCUGCAAUACCGAUCGCCUUAUAUUACUUACUCAAGCCUCAUUUACCCGCUGUUUGGGCUUUAGUGUUAUCAAGUGCACCAACUAUUAUUUCAGUCAUUGUCCAAGCAAUAUUUAUGAAACGAAUCGACUCAUUAGGAAUCGGUGUUAUAUUUGGGUUUAUACUAUCUGUUGUUUUAGCAGUAUUAAACGGUGACCCAAAAAUGCUUUUAAUGCGAGAAUCAUUUGUGACUGCUGGAGUUGGAUUUGCAUGUGCCGUAACACUUUUACCGCUACGUUUUAAGUCAUUUGUAUUAAAGCCAGUAUUAUACUACCUUGCAAGAGACCUGAUACCUUUAGAACCGAUUUAUUUCUUUGACAACACCAAGCCACCACAACCACGCAUGGAGUUUUAUUGGCAAUAUUCUAAAUUUUGCAGAUUUCAUUUUAGACUUUUGACAGCAAUCGAUGUUGUAAUUUUAGAGUUGGAAUUCGGAUUGAAACUAUUUUAUAUAUUGAAUUUUGAUAUAGAUACCGUCGUUAUUCUUAGCAACUCUACCUUAUCAGCUAUAGGAAUUGUUGUAUCACUAUCAACCAUUGGAUAUAUACUUCAAAUUAGGAAGAGGCUAAGAAAAGAUGAACCCCAAAUGUUAAUCGACGCUCAGGCCGAUACCAACGGAGUGUGAAUUUAACAUUUGUUUUGUCGAUCCUUUUAUUUUAAAACUUGCUUAUGUGUGGGUUUCAUCUGUUUAAUUUUCCCUUUCUUUUAACUCUUGCUUUUUUUUUAAAAAUGUAUAAUAUAAAGAAAAGAACUUGGAAACUUCUCAUCGGUCUCCUUUCCAUAUCAAUUUUGAUUUAUUUGUUGCAAUCAUCGCCAUUUUCAAUUAAGGAAACCAUCAAAGCAUAUAAUCCGCACGGGGUUGUACAAGAUAUUACACAAACAGCGGCUGUAGGAGAUGAAAAGAAAGCUUUUGUUACGUUUCUUUGCGACGAUAUUAUGGUAAAUCUAAAUAAAUAACGUGUCUUUCCGUCCUGUUUAUCAUUAUUUUCAUUUAACAAAGGG
Messenger RNA from Mucor mucedo, 1446 nucleotides. RefSeq lists its product as uncharacterized. The transcript has 3 exons. Lineage: Eukaryota; Fungi; Mucoromycota; Mucoromycetes; Mucorales; Mucoraceae. The coding region runs from base 113 to 1069 and encodes 318 amino acids. The record is from RefSeq and is a predicted model, not a curated record.